AUGUCCUCGCCCACAUCCAGGCGGAAUAGUUCCCGUGGAUCAGUGUGUGGAAACCGGGCAUCAUCUGAGUGCCAUGUCCGCCGCAGGGGCUCCAGCUGCUCUUACUUUUCCUCUGAAGACUUAUCCGUGAGUCUUAACCAACCGAUAUUUACUAUAACGCUCCGGUUUCUGCUGGCGAUAGAUCUGUGGCUGUCCAAGCAGCUCGGAGUGUGCGCAUGUGAGGAGUCUCCGUGGGUCGGUAUACGGCCCCUGGUGCGUCUGGUGGAGCUCUCCGGGCAUGAAAUCCCGUGGCUCAUCGGGACAGUGUACACUCUGCUGAGGGGAGAGAGUGUGGAGGAGCAGGAGAUCAUGCUGAAUCUGGUCCUGGCUCUGUUGUUGGACCUGCUGUUGGUCAGACUUCUGAAGACCCUGGUUAGACGUCGAAGACCAGCCCAGAACCGCUCUGAAUUCUUUUCCACCUUCCUCCUGGAGCGAUACUCCUUCCCAUCCGGGCAUGCCACCCGGGCCGCCAUGUGUGCCCGCUUUCUCCUCGCUCAGCUGGUGGACACAGCCUCCAUGCGGGUCCUGGUGGUGGGUUGGGCUGCUCUGGUGAGCCUGUCUCGACUGCUGCUUGCCAGGCAGUAUGUGACAGAUGUGGGCUUCGGCCUAGCUAUGGGGUACUGCCAGUACAGUCUGGUGGAGAGGUUGUGGGUGACAUGGGACUGCCUGCAGGACCUGCUGCUCAUAGGACUGAGAGAGAGACUCAACCGCGCUUACAGUGGACUGUGGAUGGAAGAUUGGAAACAUUAG
Molecule: messenger RNA, 789 nt
Organism: Cheilinus undulatus (humphead wrasse)
Lineage: Eukaryota; Metazoa; Chordata; Actinopteri; Labriformes; Labridae
Product: phospholipid phosphatase 6-like
Exons: 2
Coding region: 1-789 (262 amino acids)
Molecular function (GO): sphingosine-1-phosphate phosphatase activity
Source: RefSeq, a predicted model, not a curated record